AUUUUCAUAGCUGAAUUUUGAUUGAUUUGCUCCGGUAGUCCAUCUCUUUUACUCACAGUAGGUAAAGUACAGUGAGCAUUGAAGCAUUGUUUUACCUCUCACAAUGUAAAACACUGCUCAAUGCAAGGAACUGGAUUAGUGCCCAGGUCAACUGAUCACACAUGAUUUGCUGAUGAGCUGUGAGGACUUGAUGCCAGUCUGGACUUCUGCUGCAACCAUGUUUUGAGUAAAGUAUAUUUUCUUGUAAAUACAGACAGAUGCAAGUGCAGCAAAGACGUUUUUAAUGAGAUAUGAGUAGACAAAUACAAAAUAAUAAGUAAGAAGCCAUGCAACAAUGAGAAACAAAACAAGAGAAGGUUAAAAGACAGUCACAGGUAUAACGGGAUUGGUCAUUUCAGGUGUAUAAAUAGAAAAAAGUGCAUUUACUGUUUACUUGCUUCGCAAAUUUUUAGUCCAUUUUUUUCAUUCAAUAGCUGAGUCACUGAGAAUACUGGAGUAAGUGGGGAUUGUAGUCUGUGAAAACUAUAUUUGAAAGCCUCAAGGUGCUUAAAGUUUUAGUCUGCAAAACUAAAACUUUUUGUUAAAUUUACAUUUUUUGGUAAGUUUAAGUCUGUUUCCCACAUGAACAAACCAUUUAUAAAUGUAUAUAACCAAAUCCAAUCUGAUAAAGAAGCCAAAGGUAAAAGGUCUAAUUAAUGUGUACAAAGAGAAAACAUACUAAUAAACCCAAGUAACAUAUAAUUAAAGUAGAAUAUUGUUUGUUUAUAUUGGCAGAGAAUGCUGCAUUUUAAGGGUUUAUAAAGUACAGAAUGAAACCUGCAGCUCGAUCAUCUUCAUACAUUAACCACAGAUAACCUCUGUCUCACUUCCUUUUCUAUCAGCAGCACAUUAAUUUAUACAGGACACUCGAGUUGUACAGUCGUAUCCUCACACGUAGAGAGGCACGUGUUUUUGUCAGGGUUUUAUAGUUUAAAAAUGUUUCAAUGUGUUUCUAAUGUUAACUGCAUGGAGGAAGAGGGGAAGAGAGGAGAUGAAGAGGUAAUUACGGUGGUCAUCUACAAAACUGCAGGUGGUUAUGGAUCGGAGAGAGAGGAUGCUGAUACAAACAGUAACCUACAAACUCAACGCCCAGGAAUCAACUGUACAGUGAAUAUCUGUUACACCCUGACUGUAGUGUGUGUGUUACUGCUGUGUGUUCUCCUGAUGACUGCUGUCACAGUGCUGUGGAUCAAACUCAACAUCCUGACUGCAGAGAGAGACCAGUUAAAGAAGCAUAAAAAGGAACUACAAAGGUUUAUUCAGCUGGGCUGGAUUUUGUUCAGUUCUAGUAUUUACAAAAUCUCAACUGAGAAGAAGAGCUGGACUGAGAGCAGGCAGGCCUGCAGAGAGAGAGGAGCAGAGCUGGUGAUCAUAAACAGCAGAGAGGAACAGGAUUUCAUAAAUAUAUUACGGACAAGCAGAAAAUCUUGGAUUGGUCUGAAUGACAGAGACAGAGAGGGCGAGUGGAAGUGGGUGGAUGAUACACCACUGAUCGCUGAGUAUUGGUUCAGUGGAGAACCCAAUGAUAAAGAUGAGCACUGUGUUAUAACAGGUGAAGGGUCUGAUCCUGUCAGGACCUGGGCUGAUUAUCCCUGCAAAUCUAAGUUUAUUUGGAUCUGUGAGAAGACAAUCUUUUUCUAAAUUGCUGUAUUUGAAAGAAAAGCUGUUAAUUAAAUUGACAUUUCUGUGUAGAGUUCUGUGUUUCAGAAAAAUCCUCAUUGCAUCAAGUCUGUAAUUAUUUUGUUACCUGCUUUUAGCAUCUAUGUGUAAAUCUUU
Silurus meridionalis is the source of this 1815-nucleotide messenger RNA. RefSeq names its product CD209 antigen-like protein C. Lineage: Eukaryota; Metazoa; Chordata; Actinopteri; Siluriformes; Siluridae. Gene Ontology annotation, molecular function: fucose binding; D-mannose binding. Bases 976 to 1680 code for a protein of 234 amino acids. Gene Ontology annotation, biological process: biological process involved in interspecies interaction between organisms. Gene Ontology annotation, cellular component: external side of plasma membrane. The transcript is spliced from 5 exons. The record is from RefSeq and is a predicted model, not a curated record.